Molecule: messenger RNA, 1899 nt
Organism: Cylas formicarius (sweet potato weevil)
Lineage: Eukaryota; Metazoa; Arthropoda; Insecta; Coleoptera; Brentidae
Product: src substrate cortactin
Exons: 6
Coding region: 288-1805 (505 amino acids)
Biological process (GO): regulation of actin filament polymerization
Cellular component (GO): actin filament; plasma membrane; site of polarized growth
Molecular function (GO): actin filament binding
Source: RefSeq, a predicted model, not a curated record
CAGCGGUAUUCCGUUUUCACGUAAAUUACGUUCUGCGGUGUUUAAAAACGCUUGAAAAUGGCGAAAAAAACGAUUUUUGUUACAAAACCACAAUGGCAAUAACAAUUUUCGAAAAUUUACCCGCCGACGUUUUUACACUAAAGUGGUACAACCUUCCUGUUGGUAGUUCAAAUGACUGAUAUGACUAUGGCUGCGUCAUCUGCCGAUAAAGAUUGAUAAAUAUUUUAUCUUCAUCAUCAUAUUUAUCAAAUCUAUGAACUGAGCGUUUUUUCCAACCCCGCAAAAAGAUGUGGAAAGCGUCAGCGGGACAGCAAAUCAAAAUCAACGAGAGCACCGAGGACGACGACUGGGAAACUGACCCCGAUUUUGUGAACGAUAUAGACGAGCAGCAACAAAGAUGGGGCUCGUCCGCUGGGCGGACUGCAGGGGCUAUCGAUAUGCAAAAACUGCGAAAGGAAACGGAAGAAGCGGAUGCUAUGAAGAAGAAAAAGGCUCUCCAAGAAGCUCCCGACAAUCCAGCCUUUGGGUAUGGCGGAAAAUUCGGAAUUCAAAAAGAUAGAAUGGACUCAUCUGCUGUCGGGCACGAAUACAUAGGGAAAGUGGAAAAGCAUGCAUCUCAAAAGGAUUAUUCUACAGGGUUUGGGGGAAAAUUUGGUGUACAGACAGAUAGGGUAGACAAGAGUGCAGUCAGUUGGGACCACAAAGAGAAAAUUGAGAAACAUACAUCCCAAAAAGACUAUGUUUCUGGUUUUGGGGGAAAGUUUGGGGUGCAAACUGAUAGACAGGAUAAAUCGGCAGUGGGAUGGGAUCACAUUGAAAAGGUGGAGAAGCACGAAUCCCAGAAGGACUAUGUGAAAGGGUUUGGGGGUAAAUUCGGCAUCCAAGCGGACCGCCAAGACAAAUCGGCCGUAGGUUGGGACCACCAUGAAGCGCCUCAGAAACAUGAGAGUCAAACUGACCAUAAAAUCGGUUUCGGCGGAAAAUUUGGGCUCCAGACAGACCAGGUCGACAAGUCGGCCGCGUCGUUUGAUGAGCCGGCGACAAAGGUUGGGACAAAUUACACCAAAGUUAAACCCGAUAUUGGCGGAGCCAAGCCAUCAGACUUGAGAGCCCGAUUUGAGCACAUGGCGUUAAAGGAGAACCAGCAGAGCUCUGCUAGCAGUUUGCCAACUCAGAGGAAAAAUGUUUUAGCGAAAGCGGCUAUAUUUGCAAAAUCUGACGAGGAGAAUCUAGUUUCCCCCGAGAAAUCGGCCGCAAUUCCGAAACAAUUGGACUCGUCCAAAAUGGCUUUUUUGACACAAAGCUGUGAACCUUCAGAGGUUCAAGAAAAAUUAGCGCCUCAAAAAAUUAAUCAGAACAAAAUUGCUCAAUUCACAGCUCAAGUGGAAGAGAGGGAAACCAUCUCCAACCCCAUCAAGGAGGAGUUGGAGCUGUUGAAACAAUUGCAGAGGCAGAAACAAAAUGAUGACGAUGUCGAGGAAGAAAGUCAGACGUCCUUGCAGACCAAAGAGGAUCUUUACGAAAAUUAUGAGGAGAUUGCCGAGUCUAAAGGUAUAGUGGUCGCUUCUCCGGCCCAGGUUGAAGCAGUGGAGGAGCCCGAGUACUACAGUCAAGAGGAUAUUGUCGAUACAGGAAUAUCAGCCUGGGCUUUGUAUGAUUAUCAAGCCGCAGCGGAAGAUGAGAUAUCCUUUGAUCCUGAUGAUGUAAUAACUCACAUAGAAAAGAUUGAUGAAGGAUGGUGGAGAGGUUUGUGCAAGGGAAAAUAUGGCCUCUUCCCGGCAAACUAUGUACAGUGCAACGAAUGACCUCCAUUUAACUCAAUAUAUAAGUAUUAUAUUGUACUUACUAAGAUCAACACUUGUUUUAUUUUGACAAUAUGCUUUAUGCAAUAAAUUUUUG